GAGAGGGCUGUUAAAGCAGAACCUGGAGAAGCAAGGAUAGUCAGCCAAUCAGAAAUCCCUUCAGGCGUUUAAAGGGAUGGUGGGCAGUCUCUCGGGCUUUAUGAGCGACUUAUUUUGCCACCUCCAAACAUUCUCAGGUCUUGACCUCCCACCGACACUCAAACAGAGCCGAGCGUUUGAAUGAGUAACAGUCUCGUUCGCCUGAGUCGGCACUGAUGUGUCCUGAGUGGCGUUUUUCUCCUUUUUCCACCGUAUGAGCUGCUGCUGGAUGCUCCUCGCCCUCCCCCCGCAGCACUUGUUGCGCAGAGACUGGAUGCGCCGCUGAGUCCUUAGAGAGAAGAGGCAGGGACGGACUGCAACAGGUGCACACACACAGGAUCUUCUCCAGAAGGCUGCACCGGAGAUUUAAACAAAACUUUAAAUGCCGAUUUGACGAUCUUCUGCCGCCUUCAGCUCUCGCACAAAGCCAGGAUGCCGGUUCUGACGAGCCCCGACAUUGCCAACAAGUUUAAGGAGAAAUGGCUGGCGGUUCACCCGGAGGAUCCGGUCACCGGGUCCGACUCUGCCCCCCUGGACGACAGCCUCACCAGCCUCCACUGGCUCCAGAAUUUCUCCAUCCUCAGCGCGGACCCGGAGCGACCCAACGGAGCUGGACCGGGCUGCCCGUCCGCCCAGCAGCAUCUCAAGCGGUUCGGCUUCCCCAGAGGUGGCACCGACUCUCCGUCCAGCCCGCCGGCCGGGGACACCGCCGCCACAGGGAUGCCUCCGUACCUCGGGAGCCCCGUCACCUCUGGUAGCGACUCCACCGCGGCACCGCGGUUCGCCAGUUGCACACAUCCGGCGAACAGCUACCCACAGAUCCUCAUCCAGGCCAGCCCGCCUAUUGAGGUCGACUACAAAAGCAACCCUAAAGUCAAACCGCCCUAUUCCUACGCUUCUCUCAUCUGCAUGGCCAUGGAGGCCAGCAAACAGCCCAAAGUGACACUGUCCACCAUCUAUAACUGGAUAACGGAGAAUUUCUGCUACUACAGACACGCGGAGCCCAGCUGGCAGAACUCGAUUCGUCACAACCUGUCCCUCAACAAGUGUUUCAAGAAGGUCCCCAGACAGAAAGAUGAGCCGGGAAAGGGAGGCUUCUGGCAGAUUGAUCCACAGUAUGCUGACAUGUUUGUCAAUGGCAUCUUCAAACGCAGGAGGAUGUCUGCUAACCACUACAACAGCAGCAGCAGUGGCACCCACAGACAGAGCAAACUGGUUCAGGGUUAUCACAGCACUCAAGAUGGCUGCCCUUACCAAGGGGUGGGCGGCAAACGGAAGCACCUGCCUUCUAAAAACAACAGCAAGGCAAUGAGGUUGACUGAGUCUCCUCUUUUGGCAACAGAGGCCCACAAAGCAGACAUGCUGAGGGGGGACUUUGACCUGGCAUCCGUGUUCGACGACGUUCUCAGUGGGAACUGUAGCACCUUUGAAGAUUUGGACAUCAACACAGCGCUGAGCUCCCUGGGCUGCGAGAUGGAGGUUUCCAUGCAGGGGAGGCAGCACUCUGCGGGGCUGGGGAGGUGGUGUGGAGGAGGGGACAUCAUGGGUCAGAGCCAGCACCUGAGCCACCAUCAAUCCUACGGUUACAUGGAGCUGAACGCCGCUUUAAUGGAUUGCACAGCCAAUAUGGGAGAGCUCCAUGUGCCGCAGCAGCAUCCGCAGCAGCAGCUGGACCAGGACCAGCUGCUCCAAAGCCACCACCACCUGCAUCAGUUCGACGAGCCCUCCACGCUGUUCCCAGAGCAGUCUGAGGGGACGGUGCUGCAACCCUGGGAGGAGAUCAAAGAAGAGGCUCAGACAAUACCUCUGACUCUGGAUCAGGGAUUUGGCCUGUGCGAGGGAUUCUUCACAGAGAUGCACCCAUGGGAACGAGUGGAGGCCUAUCUGUGACCCCAAACUUCCUUGACUCCUGAUUAUUUAAACUGAGUGACCUGAACAUCUCUGGUUACUGGUCCAACCCUAUAUUAACCCCAAAAGGAUAACAGUGGUGACAGUUAGAACUACAGUCCAGUUACUUCUGCAUUCCCUCCAAUCCGUCUGCAGUAAACUGCAUUUGUAAUUUAUUUUUUGUAAAUUUACUUGUCCUGUUACAAACAUGAUAAUGUCAAAUCUAUCUUGAACUGAAACUGUGAACACAGCUAACAAAGAUUGAUCUGACUAUAAAAAUAUGUUGGGCAACAUGAUUACUGCCUUAUCUCCUGGCAUAGACUCCCAUUUCUUCCUUAAGGGUGUCAGCUGAUUGACAGGAAAUAGUCUGUAACAUGGCACAACACUGAUAUAUCCGGAAAAUGAAAUGACAACACAACAGAGUAAUUUUCAUAAACCAAAUCAAAGUUUGAUGUGGACUGUGAAGGAUUAACAAGUUUCUUCAGAUGGAAGAAAAAUGAAGAAAACUUGACUGUGUGUAGACAACAAGACAUUCUUGUCCUUUAAGUUGGAUUUUCUGAAACUAUAACAGCUCAAAUGUCCGGCAGCUGGUAAUAAGAGAAUGUAUUCAAAUGAGUGCUGAACUGGAUUGAAAUGCAGCUAUUUGUUGCUCUGGGGUUUUUUGAUGAAUUUAUGGCAUUGACAGAAGAAAACCUGACCACCCUCCUUCAAGGCACUCUUAACAAACAAGCACUGUCACUAUGGGACUGAGAAGAUUCACCUGAGUCUAUUUUGCUACAUUAGCAUUAAGCUUUUUUUAUUUUACUAACAUGCAGUGAAAUCAGCCAUUCAUCUCAACUGUCAAUGUUGUGAGAUGAUGAAAGAGCAGUUACCAGAGCAAGAAUGGAGAUAAGAAAACUUUAAAUUCAUAGUCUGAGAUUAGAAAUCAGUCAUGUAUGACUUUGUUAUAUAGUCAAUUUUAAUAUAUAUUCUGUAAAGUUUAUAGCGUGAAGCUAGGCAGGAACAUUUGCCAUUUGUCUACAGUUAUGUAUUGCAAAGCUAAAAGAGGAGCAGAUCAGAAAUCAAACAUUAUGCACUUUGUUAGGCAGCAGUUUUAGGAAAGCAGAAAAGCUUUUUUCACCCCAGGAGGUUUAGUUUUAUUUUGUGUCGUAUUGAAAAGAUAUUUUCUAAAGUUUACUGACCAUAAUGAAAGUGACACAUAUGCUCUAAUUGUCCAGAUCAUUUUCUUUUUGAACAACUCCAACACUGAAAUUAAGUUGACAUUUUCUUGCUUAAAUAUACCGUUUUUCUUUCCAAAUAUAUAUAAAAAACUGGGCAUUUGUUGAUUAUAUUUUGUAUUUUGCCAAAUUUGUUGAUAAGGCAUAUGCAUUUCAUUGGUGUUUCUGUGUCGAUUAAUAAGAAAACAAAAAGAGUUGUGUUUUCUGUCACUGGGUGAUGGACUUCCCCUUGUCCUUAUUGAUUACUUUGGUUUGGGUCUUUUUAAUUUGUAUGGUUUGUUUUCACACAUCUGAUUUUUAAAAUGUGUUUGAGAACCUAAUAACUCUGUUGUUUCGCGGGGGACAAAUGAUGAGCAGGUACAUAAAUUCAACUCUGUAACGCCAGAUUUUCUUAUUGUAUCAUAUUGAUCAAGUUUGAUAUGAACUCUUUAAUCUUACCAUGUUAUUUUAAUUUGUACUUUUUUAAGCUGUUUAAAAAUGCAAUCAUGCCUUGAUGCAAUAAAUGGUGUCAGUUAAA
Micropterus salmoides (largemouth bass) is the source of this 3660-nucleotide messenger RNA. RefSeq names its product forkhead box J1b (gene foxj1b). Gene Ontology annotation, biological process: regulation of DNA-templated transcription. The record is from RefSeq and is a predicted model, not a curated record. The transcript is spliced from 3 exons. Lineage: Eukaryota; Metazoa; Chordata; Actinopteri; Centrarchiformes; Centrarchidae. Gene Ontology annotation, molecular function: sequence-specific DNA binding; DNA-binding transcription factor activity. Bases 472 to 1929 code for a protein of 485 amino acids.